AAACCUAAGCUUAAUUGCUAAUUUGAACCAAUCUAAUCCUUCUCUUGUCUUCUCUUCUCAUCCAAAAUCCAAAAAUCCUUUGUUUUGGUUUGUUCUGGUUGGGAACGUGGGACACUAUCUCUCUCUCAAAAUUUUGUUUUGUACGAUCCUAUAGAACAGAUCAUGUUCAAGUAAGGUCGUUCUCAAAUUUUUGUUUUGUGAGGAUUGGAAUCUGAUUUUGGUUCCUAUAUUCAUUCAUUUAUGAAUUUUGCAAUCCCUUUCACGUCCUAUAGGUAGGUUGCCCUUCACUUAUUACCCCCACCCAUCAUCACCCUUAAGUCCUUAACACUCACUCGAACCCAGCUCAAUCUCUCUCUGUCUUUCUCCCCCUUAAAUUUCCAGCCUAGGCUCUUGAUUUUGUUCUCCUUAUUUUCUCGACAACUGCCCAUUUCCUCUGCUUUCUCAGAUUCACAUUUACUCCUCUUCCAUAUUUUCUUCUCUAGCUAGCUCUGUAUAUAUAUGUAUUUAGGAUCCCCUCCGGCACCUUAGUUAACUUUCCCAUCCGAGGAGGAUCAAAAUGGCUACAGACUCGUCGUCGACGGUGGAUAAAGUCGACAAGAACUUGUCCUCCCCUUCUCUCGAUUCGACUAGUCUUCAACGGCGGAGGACGAGUUUCCUGAUGGCUCAAGCUGGCAUCAGAAUCUUAGUUGUUGCCUUCACAUUGAUCGCAAUCUCUGUCACGGUCACCAACCGCCAGUCCGUCGUCAUCUUUGGAAUGAACUUCCAAGCUCACUACACCUACUCGUCCGCCUUGAAGUUCUUGGUUGCUGCGGAUGCCGUCUUGUGUUCCUUCUCAGCGGUGUCGUUGGUCUUUAUCUACUCUUUAAGCCGUUCUGGGUCGACAAAUUCACCUCUCAAGAAGUACUUCUUCCUCUUCUUGCUUGAUACGGUGAUGAUGGUGUUGAUAAUAGCUGGAUGUGCAGCGGCGACUGCAAUAGGGUACGUGGGGAAGUACGGGGAAGAACACAUGACUUGGCAGGCAACUUGUGGAUAUGUGUCCAAGUUCUGCAACAGAAUGUCUAUCUCUCUUGCAUUUUCGUACUUGGCCUUCGUUGCCUCCUUGCUUCUCAAUUUCAUGUCUGCUCAUGCUCUCAUCUAUCGCCCCAUUAUCAAGAAAUAAUUCACUCACCAUCCAUCCAUAUUUCAUCAUCUCAACUCUAUCAACUCUAUACUUGUACCACCUCUGCAUUUAGAUGUUUGGUGUAAGAUAUUAUCAUCUGUCUCAAUCCAUCUGUAGAAAUAUAUAAGAUUCAUAUUACAUUAUUGGUGCUAGUCAGUUGUAUUUUGCUUAUAAGUAUAUCAUUUCUCGUGUGUAGUCACCAUCGAUCAAUUCGACUUAAUUCCUGAUGAUGUAUAUGUAUAUGCUGAAUUGGCCUAAUUAUUUGGAGGAAAUGU
Fragaria vesca subsp. vesca is the source of this 1434-nucleotide messenger RNA. Its product is annotated as CASP-like protein RCOM_1446020-like. The transcript is spliced from 3 exons. Bases 557 to 1159 code for a protein of 200 amino acids. Lineage: Eukaryota; Viridiplantae; Streptophyta; Magnoliopsida; Rosales; Rosaceae. The record is from RefSeq and is a predicted model, not a curated record.